Gavialis gangeticus (Gharial) is the source of this 5192-nucleotide messenger RNA. RefSeq names its product phosphatidylcholine translocator ABCB4-like. The record is from RefSeq and is a predicted model, not a curated record. Gene Ontology annotation, cellular component: membrane. Gene Ontology annotation, biological process: transmembrane transport. The coding region runs from base 97 to 3999 and encodes 1300 amino acids. Gene Ontology annotation, molecular function: ATP hydrolysis activity; ATP binding; ABC-type transporter activity. Lineage: Eukaryota; Metazoa; Chordata; Crocodylia; Gavialidae. The transcript has 28 exons.
UCCAGUCCUACUGAAUGUACCUAACCAUACUAGUCCUAUUGAUUGUAGAAUAAACUUCUAAAAACAGAGAAGAAGAAGAGACUAAGAGCUACCCUCAUGGUUAAAAUGGGUUCUGAGGAUGAAAGAAAAUCUUAUACAAAUGGAAUAGAUUGUGACACUACUUUCUCAUAUCAGGAUUAUAAAUUCAAAAGCAAAAGCAAUGAGAACAAGAAGAAAUCAGAGAACCUGAAUAUGGUCAGCCCAUUAACAAUGUUCCGGUAUGCUGACUGGUUGGAUAAAUUACUGAUGGUUCUAGGCACUACUAUGGCAAUCCUUCAUGGAGCAGGACUCCCACUGAUGAUGAUAGUUUUUGGAGAUAUGACAGAUAGCUUUGUUACUUCAGAAAACAUAUCUUAUCCAGGAAAUUUUUCCUUGGGAAAUUUUUCUUCAGGAAUUUUUUCUUUAGGAAAUUUUUCUUUCAAUCUAAUUGGGAGGCUGGAGGAAGAAAUGACCAGAUAUGCAUACUAUUAUUCUGAAAUAGGAGCUGGUGUUCUCUUUGCUGCCUACAUGCAAGUUGCAUUUUGGACAGUGGCAGCUGGCCGGCAAAUCAAGAAAAUCAGACAGCAGUUUUUUCAUGCAAUAAUGCGACAGGAAAUUGGAUGGUUUGAUGUAAAUGAUGUGGGUGAACUCAACACUCGACUUAUAGAUGACGUCUCCAAGAUCAAUGAGGGAAUAGGAGACAAAAUUGGAAUGUUUUUUCAAGCAAUAUCUACAUUUCUCACAGGAUUUAUAGUUGGUUUCACAAAAGGGUGGAAAUUAACACUUGUGAUACUGGCACUCAGUCCUGUUCUUGGAUUCUCAUCUGCUCUCUGGGCAAAGAUACUCUCUGCAUUCACAGACAAAGAACUAGCUGCAUAUGCAAAAGCGGGAGCUGUUGCUGAGGAAGUUCUGGCAGCAGUUAGGACUGUGAUAGCUUUUGGAGGACAGAAAAAAGAAAUUGAAAGAUAUCAUAAAAAUUUAGAAGAUGCUAAACAUAUUGGAAUCAAGAAGGCUGUUACAGCCAACAUUUCUAUGGGUAUUGUUUUCUUAUUGAUAUAUUCAUCAUAUGCAUUGGCUGUCUGGUAUGGGACCACUUUGAUACUAUCUGAUGAUUAUACCAUUGGAAAAGUCUUUACAGUCUUUUUUUCUAUAUUAGUUGGAGCUUUUAGUGUUGGACAAACUGCACCAAGCAUGGAGGCGUUUGCUAAUGCAAGAGGAGCUGCCUAUGCAGUCUUUAAUAUCAUAGACAAUGAACCUCAAAUUGACAGUUUUUCAGAGUCUGGCUAUAAACCCCACCACAUUAGAGGGAAUUUGGAAUUCUGCAAUGUCUACUUCAAUUAUCCCGCUAGGCCAGAUGUUAAGGUACUGAAAGGCUUGAAUCUGAAGGUUAACUGUGACCAGACAGUAGCCCUGGUUGGUGGUAGUGGCUGUGGGAAAAGUACAACUGUUCAACUGAUACAGAGAUUUUAUGACCCUGUGGAGGGCACGAUUACCCUUGAUGGGCAAGAUAUUAGGAACCUAAAUGUAAGAUAUCUGAGGGAGAUUAUAGGUGUAGUGAAUCAGGAGCCUAUACUAUUUGCUACUACUAUUGCAGAAAAUAUCCGUUAUGGCUGUGAAGAUGUCAACAUGGAAGAGAUUGAGAAAGCUGCUAAGGACGCCAAUGCUUAUGACUUUAUCAUGAAGCUACCUGAUAAGUUUGAAACCAUGGUUGGGGAAAGAGGAGCACAACUAAGUGGGGGUCAGAAACAGAGAAUAGCAAUUGCACGAGCUCUGGUUCGCAAUCCCAAGAUUCUUCUGCUUGAUGAGGCAACAUCAGCUUUGGAUACUCAAAGUGAAUCAGUUGUGCAAGCAGCACUGGACAAGGCACAAAAAGGCCGCACCACUAUUGUAAUAGCUCAUCGUUUGUCUACAGUCCAAAAUGCAGACCUUAUAGCUGCAUUUGAAGAUGGAGUUGUCACAGAACAAGGGUCCCACAAUGAAUUAAUGGAAAGAAAUGGAGUUUAUUGCAAGCUUGUUAACAUGCAGACAGUAGAAACUGAAGUUCAAUCAGAUGAAGAAGAAGAUAUAUUAAGCGUCAAAAAAAAUUUCAAAGAAAUGAUGCUGAAGGAAUCGCUAUCAAAUGGUUUGAUACGGCGAUCAACUCGGAAGAGCAUCAAAAAAACAAGAGUACAAAACAAUGGUUUUGAUGUGAAAGCUGUUCAGCCUGAGGAAGAUAUACCUCCAGUUUCAUUUCUGAAAAUUAUGAAGCUAAACAAAACUGAAUGGCCUUACUUUGUCGUUGGGACUUUGUGUGCAAUUAUCAAUGGAGCUUUACAACCUGCGUUUUCAAUCAUAUUUUCAGAAAUUAUAGAGGCUUAUGUAGAAAAAGAUGAAACUAUCGUUAGAAAUACCACCGACAUGUAUGCAUUGGUAUUUUUAGGAUUCGGAAUCACUUCUUUUUUUACAUUUUUCCUUCAGGGUUUCACAUUUGGCAAAGCUGGAGAGAUCCUUACAAUGAGGCUUCGAUUCAUGGCCUUUAAAGCGAUGCUUAGACAGGACAUCAGCUGGUUUGAUGAUCCUAAAAACAGUACUGGGGCAUUAACAACAAGACUUGCUAAUGAUGCUUCCCAAGUGAAAGGCGCUACAGGCACCAGACUGGCUUUAAUUGCCCAAAACAUAGCUAACCUUGGGACUGGAGUUGUUAUAUCACUGGUGUAUGGCUGGCAGCUGACCCUUUUGCUUUUAGCCAUUGUGCCAAUUAUUGCCAUCUCAGGAAUGAUUGAAAUGAAAAUGUUGUCUGGACAUGCAGAGAAGGAUAAGAAAGAACUGGAAAUUGCAGGAAAGAUUGCUUCUGAAGCCAUAGAAAAUAUUCGAACUGUUGUAGCUUUGACUCAGGAAAGAAAAUUUGAGUCUAUGUAUGGACAAAAUUUGCAACUACCAUACAGAAAUUCUGUGAAGAAGGCACAUAUCUUUGGAAUUACUUUUGCCCUUUCCCAAGCAAUUAUGUACUUUGUCUAUGCUGGUUGUUUUCGAUUUGGUGCCUAUCUAGUGAGAAAUGGACACAUGCAGUUUAAAGAUGUAAUUUUGGUUUUUUCAGCUAUUGUAUUUGGUGCAAUGGCACUAGGACAGAGCAGUUCAUUUACUCCAGACUAUGCCAAAGCCAGGAUGUCAGCAGCUCAUAUGUUCAUGCUGUUUGAAAGGGUACCCUUAAUAGACAGUUACAGUGAGGAAGGACUGAAGCCUGAAAUAUUUGGUGGCAACAUAAUGUUCAAAGAGGUGAUGUUUAAGUACCCAACUCGACCAGAGGUCAAAGUGCUUCAAGGUUUGAAUAUUAAGGUAGAAAAAGGACAAACCUUGGCUCUUGUGGGCAGCAGUGGCUGUGGGAAAAGCACUGUUGUUCAAUUGCUUGAGAGAUUCUAUGAUCCCCUUGAUGGAGAAAUGUUGCUGGAUGGCCAAAGUGCAAAAGCAUUAAAUAUCCAAUGGCUUCGAGCUCAGAUUGGUAUUGUUUCACAAGAACCAAUUCUGUUUGACUGCACAAUUGCUGAGAACAUUGCAUAUGGAGAUAACAGCAGAGAGGUGUCACAUGAAGAGAUUGUCAGUGCAGCAAAAGCAGCCAACAUCCAUUCCUUCAUUGACUCUCUACCAAAUAAAUAUAAUACCCAUGUGGGAGACAAAGGAACUCAGCUCUCUGGUGGUCAGAAGCAGAGGAUUGCUAUAGCUCGAGCUCUUGUACGUCAUCCUCAAGUUCUAUUGCUGGAUGAAGCGACAUCAGCACUUGAUACAGAAAGUGAAAAGGUUGUUCAAGAAGCAUUGGAUAAAGCCGGACAAGGUCGCACCUGCAUAGUAAUAGCUCACCGCCUGUCCACCAUCCAGAAUGCUGACAAGAUAGCAGUGCUCCAGAAUGGAAGGAUUAUAGAACAAGGAACUCAUCAGCAACUCUUGGCUGAAAAGGGCAUCUAUUAUUCACUUGUCAAUGUUCAAGCUGGGUUGUGCAAUAUGUAAAUUAAAGACAGUUCCGUAUUUCUGAAGUAGGAUUGUGCUUCUCUUUCAGUAUUGUAAAAGGGCAGCAUUACUGAACAGGCUUAGUACCUUUGUUUUCAGGAAAGGUCUGUAAACAGAACAGGCCCCUUAAUUUACUGUGAAUCAUUUUAUUAACAUCACAUCUUGUUGGCUCAUGUCCACACCACAAACUUACCAGAUCAGGCAGCAGCUCAAAUAUAUCAUUUCACUCCAUACUAAGAAACUGUGUAGACAUAAUUUGCAUGAUGCUGCUGGUGGCUUAAUUAGCAGCAAUGCUAAAUAGUUUCAGACUUCAUGAAAAGCCGCACAAUGAUGCAUUCACUAGCACAGCUGCACUUGAGUAGAGCUCCAGGCUUGUUCUCUUUUAAAUAGAUUUAAGAAUUGUUAUGGAUCCAGAUGCAGUCUAGGAUUUGAGAGAUGUGGGUUCUAUUUCUAGCUGUCACUGACACCCUCUUGAUGUGUGAACAUCAGUCUACUGGGAGUGAAUUCAGCCAAUCUGGGUAGUGAGUGAUCUGAGUUUCUCUGUGCUGAUGCUGUGUUAUGACACCAGUAGAUCCCCACGGACUGCCAUAUUAACCAUGGGACCCUAUUCACCAGCUCUUCCAAACCUCCCAGUUGCUUACACAUGUUUUCCAGAGUUCACCUGUCUGUGGGACCUGUUUUUUCCUAAUUAAAUCCUUCAGAAACAGUAAACCAGAAACAGUAAAGCAAGGAACAAAGGCUUAGUAAAAAAAGAUUACUAUGUGUUUAUUUUAGAACAUUUAAAAAUUGCCCUUAAACAGUAAGUUUGUCUCAACUUUUAACUGAAGUGUUAGGUCAGGACUACACCAAUCCUAUGCAAGCCAGGAAAGAGUUAAUAAGCUGUGAGGAGAGGGGAGGAAGAGGGCGUUAAUCAUGUGCUGCUUAAGGCUGGUGUCAAGCUUUAAGGGAGAAGGUAAAUGGGUGGACCUAGCUCUGUUGAUGUUUAGAUCCGUAUGGAGAGCUGUGCCUAUGUGGUUUACCAUGCACGUGGUCUUAUUUCACUUCUUUCUAUAGCGUCAUGCUAAAACUUCCUACCUGCUCUAUCCCAGGGCUAGCAUAGGCUACAUGACCAACUCUGGACGUGUCUACACGUGAUGCUAUGUUGCCAUAACACACUAUGGAAACAGAGCAUCCACAGGCAUCUACACGUGAUC